Messenger RNA from Coregonus sp. 'balchen', 7976 nucleotides. The record is from the annotation of a GenBank genome assembly. Lineage: Eukaryota; Metazoa; Chordata; Actinopteri; Salmoniformes; Salmonidae.
AAGAUGAACGGCCUGUCCAUUAGAGAGCUAUGCUGCCUGUUCUGCUGCCCUCCUUGCCCCAGCCGCAUCGCAGCCAAGCUGGCCUUCCUCCCUCCAGAGCCUACCUACGCAAUGCUGCCAGACCCAGAGGCUACAGCUGCGGCAGCAGCCGGGACCACGCCUGGGGGUGCACCCCCCUCUCUGGGGGCUCCGGGCCUGCGCUCCCGGCUGGGUGGUGGUGGGGGGGACAGAGGAGGUGGGGGUGGGGGAGGAGAGGGCAGGUGGAAGCUCCACCUGACAGAGAGGGCAGAGUUCCAGUACACCCAGAGAGAGCUGGACAUGACGGACGUGUUCCUGACAAGGUCCAUCCGGGGGAACAGGGUGGGCUGCAUGUACAUCCGCUGUGCCCCCAAUGCCAGGUGAGUGAGUGGAGGGGAGGAAAGUGAAGAGCUAGAACAGUGUUAAUGAAUUGGUGGGCCGUGACAUUUCUCUUGUUCGUUUUCAAAGAGAUAGCGUUUGUUUCUGUCCUUAAAAAUAGACAUCUGUGCAGGUUGUUCUAUUUAUAGAAAUGCAUUAAAGUAAGAUAGUGUUCUAUUAAAUUAGAUGGUUCUAUUGUACAGUACAUCAUCCUUCAAUUUAUUCUCUUAAAUUGAUCCUUUUUUCUUAUCUUUCCUCCCCUAGCCGUCUCUAAAAAGCUUUUAGGAAAAGAAAUCCACAAUUUCAAGCGCACCUCACCAAGCCUCUCUCUAGAACAAGAGACGGUACUAGCCCCUCUCUCCUCUCCCUCCUCCCUACCCCUCCCCCCUCUCCUUCUCCCUCCUAGGUUCACAGUGCUGUUCUCCCAUGGUAAUGCAGUAGACUUGGGUCAGAUGAGUAGCUUCUACAUUGGCCUGGGCACGCGUAUCAACUGUAACAUCUUCUCCUACGACUACUCUGGCUAUGGUGUCAGCACCGGCAAACCCUCAGAGAAGAACCUCUACGCUGACAUAGAUGCAGCCUGGCACGCCCUACGCUCCCGGUAAACAGCUGUUACACACACACCCAAACCCGCUCGUUAACUAAUCAUCAAGACCUUUGAUCAGCUGAAUUAGGGGGCUUUCACACCGAAUUGGUUUGGAGUGUUUUUUUCCAAACUCAGUUGCAUUUCCCUCCUUAGUUGGGUUCGUUUGGACUGGUGUGAACACACUACCCGCACUCCGGAGCGUGCUAAACAACACAGUGUGGUUAGCUCAAAAAGGGUCCGUUUCAAUUCGUACCGUGAUGCGGUUCGCUGCAGGUGAGAACGCAGUCCGGACCAAACAAAGGAAAGGAACCACAGUCGCACAGUAUUAUUGUUUGUUUCACUGCUAGCAUUUUAUGAAAUGCAGCAUCAUAACUUGAUAUCUCUGAAACAUUCUGUGAGUAUAGCAGCGCGUUUAUGAGCGCAUCCGAUGCAGAUUAGGGGAGACAGGGACUAUACCGGGGAUAGGCUAUUGAAUAUAGCCUAUUCACGUCGCAGUUAGAUGGGCUAUUGGGCUGUUUUAUCCUGCAUGUUGUUGGAAGACCAAAGCAUAAGUAAUAUGAAGAUUGGGACACACAAGUGAUGCUUCAUGAUAAACAUACAGCGCCUUCGGAAAGUAUUCAGCCCCUUGACUUUUUCCACAUUUUGUUAAGUUAAGCCUUAUUCUAAAAUACAAAAUCCUCAAUCUACACACAAUACCCCAUAAUGACAAAGCAAAAACAGGUUUUUAGAAAUGUUUGCUAAUUUAUAAAAAUGUAAAACCGAAAUACCUAAUUGACAUAAGUAUUCAGACCCUUUGCUAUGAGACUCGAAAUUGAGCAUUGGUGCAUCCUGUUUCCAUUGAUCAUCCUUGAGAUGUUUCUACAACUUGAUUAGAGUCCACCUGUGGUACAUUCAAUUGAUUGGACAUAGUUUGGAAAGGCACACACCUGUCUAUAUAAGAUCCCACAGUUGACAGUGCAUGUCAGAGCCAAAACCAAGCCAUGAGGUCGAAGGAAUUGUCAAUAGAGCUCCGAGGUAGGAUUGUGUCGGCACAGAUCUGGGGAAGGGUACCAAAAAAUGUCUGCAGCAUUGAAGAUACCCAAGAACACAGUGGCCUCCAUCAUUCUUAAAUGGAAGAAAUUUGGAACCACCAAGACAUCUCCUAGAGCUGGCCGCCCUGCCAAACUGAGCAAUCGGGGGAGAAGGGCCUUGGUCAGGGAGGUGACCAAGAACCCGAUGGUCACUGACAGAGCUCUAGAGUUCCUCUGUGGAGAUGGGAGCACCUUCCAGAAGGAAAACCAUCUCUGCAGCACUCCACCAAUCAGGCCUUUAUGGUAGAAAGGCCAGACGGAAGCCACUCCUCAGUAAAAGGCACAUGACAGCCCGCUUGGAGUUUGCCAAAAGGGACCUAAAGACUCUCAGACCAUGAGAAACAAGGUUCUCUGGUCUGAUGAAACCAAGAUUGAACUCUUUGGGCUGAAUGCCAAGCGUCACGUCUGGAGGAAACCUGGCACCAUCUCUACGGUGAAGCAUGGUGGUGGCAGCAUCAUGCUGUGGGGAUGUUUUUCAGUGGCAGGGACUGGGAGACUAGUCAGGAUCGAGGCAAAGAUGAACGGAGCAAAGAACAGAGAGCUCCUUGAUGAAAACCUGCUCCGGAGUGCUCAGGACCUCAGACUGGGGCAAAGGUUAACCUUCCAACAGGACAACGACCCUAAGCACACAGCCAAGACAACGCAGGAGUGGCUUCGGGACAAGUCUCUGAAUGUCCUUGAGUGGCCCAGCCAGAGCCCGGACUUGAACUCGAACGAACAUCUCUGGAGAGACCUGAAAAUAGCUGUGCAGCAACGCUCCCCAUACAACCUGACAGAGCUCGAGAGGAUCUGCAGAGAAGAAUGGGAGAAACUCCCCAAAUACAGGUGUGCCAAGCUUGUAGCGUCAUACCCAAGAAGACUCGAGGCUGUAAUCGCUGCCAAAGGUGCUUCAACAAAGUACUGAGUGAAGGUUCUGAACACUUAUGUAAAUGUGAUAUUUAAGUUUUUUAUUUUAAAUAAAGUAGCAAAAAUUUAUAAAAACCUGUUUUUGCUUCGUCAUUAUGGGGUAUUGUGUGUAGAUUUGAUGAGGGGAAAAAAUAGAAUCAAUUUUAGAUUAAGGCUGUAACGUAACUAAAUGUGGAAAAAGUCAAGGGGUCUGAAUACUUUCCGAAGGCACUGUAGAUGGAUUUAACGUGAGCGUUUUAGUCAAAUAAACAAAUGACUUGCAUGGAUAUAUGGGUUUGUUUAGGAAUUUUUGUUUGUUUUUGAUAUUUGGCAAUGUGGAAAUAAAUACAAUGUAGCAAAUAAUCUAACUCUGAAUCAAACUGUAGCUCAAAACUUUGUGAAAACUCCCUUAUAUAGUGCUGUGCUGAGGCUGCACACACUAGGGCUGACCCCAUUUAAUCGACCCGGUCAAUUGUUUGGUCGAUAGGCUGUUGGUUGACUGAGAUUUUUUUAGUCGAGCUGUAGCAAAAAAACUUUUUUUUCAUGGUGAACAAGACACCUGUCUAAUUCGCCCUGCCUGAGUUAAUUUAUCCAUUAUGGAAGCCGUGAGGAUGGCACUGUCCAUCACUCUAAGACGUGCUACUGAAAUUGUAUAUGGUUAUAUUACAUAAGAACUAUGGUGCAACACUAGUAACACAUUUUAUAACAAAUGCGCUUUCUUCCCCGUUGGAUUUCGGUCGCUGUCCACGGUUCUGAAACAUCAGUGUGCUGUUGAAUUGGCGCCUUUUCCUAGACCAUGUUGCUAUGUGCAUAAUAGCAACGUUAACCAGCGUGGUGUUGAACAAUGCGGCGGCGGCAGCAACGGAGUUAGGAGAUGAGAAAACAGCCGUUGCCUUAAUUGUCUAAGAACAGUGAGGAGAGACGAAACCCCAACUUAAUUAGGUCUAUAAUCAACAGCCUAACUGUUAAAUGGGCCUGGCUUUAUAAAUCAUCCAUAUAUAUCUAGCUACAGAAAUAAGAUGGAUCCUGCUUGUGUUGCCUGUUUGAGUGUUUGUUUAAUAGCCUACUGAUGCGUGAGCACCAAGCCUCACGCAUCCACAAGAUGUCUGAUAAACAAUUUCACAAAUGUGGCUCUUUUUUAAUCUUUGCUAUGCUGUAAUAAAGGCUUUACUCUUUUUAUUGUUAGAACCAGCCUCUCUGGUAUUACUAAUAAUUUAUUGAGCAUUGUUUACACUGUUCCAAAUUGCCAGAAAAACAUUAUUGAUAAUAAUAAUUUCUUGAUCGCCUUCUUAUUGUUAUAAUUACUAUUAUUAUGAUCAUCAUUAUAAUAAGUAAUGUCAUUAUCAUUAGUAGUCUUAGUAUAGCAGCCUUGUAUAACCACCAUCGAGCUGUAGGCCUAAGAGCGCAUCCUGUUUAGUCUUAAUACCGUAACUUACUUAGGCCCAUAUCUCAAUACUUAUAUAGGCUACUGUAUCUAUCAUUCAUUCAUUCGUUAAUGACAUCACACAGCGUACGAGUCAUUCAUGAUUUGAAAUGCAAUCAAGCAUUUUAGUUUUAAAAUAAAAUAACAAAGCGACCCUUGAAUAAUUAGUGUAAACAAUAAAUAUACCGUUCCAUCUCGGCAGUUGCAUUCACGAAUGCAUGUGACUGUUUUUAAUCUUUAAAGGCUUUCCAAAAAAAAGACAAAAAAUAACUUUACAACAGACUCUCUGGUACGCUUAUCAUUUAUUUAGUGUUUACAUUGUUCUAAACGGUCAGAAAAUCAUAUUGUAAUCUAACAGCACCUGUUUGGGACACAUAAUAUGUACGCAGCGCUUGCUCCUUACCUUAUUCUUCUUGAUCUCCAGUAUUUUCCACAACUAGUCACAUUUAUUCCACACAUCUGACUUCCCCGUUACCUCCUGAGCAACCAAACAUUCCCCCUUUCGGAGUUUAUUUGUCAUCUGAAAUUCUGAGCCUGGCCCGGCACAAUCAAAUCAAUUGCAGUCGGACUCCCUCUAUUCAUUCAUCUGUGUGUCUUAAUUAUUUGCUCAAAGAGUGUGCAUAAAGUAUCAGACAAGCAUAUAGUUGAUUUGAUUAAAACGCAUAGGAUAUGUCUAUACAGUGCCCUCCACAAUUAUUGGCACCCCUGUUUAAGAUGUGGUCGAGGACUUCCAAAAAUUCUCCUUUUUUUUUAAACAACAUAGAACCCAAAUGCAAAAAAAGAGAAAAAUCCAACCUUUUAUUUAAGUACAUUACUUUGGUGUAAAAAAAAAAAAAAUGUGUCCCACAAUUAUUGGCACCCCUGAUGUUAAUACUUUGUACAACCCCCUUUUGCCAACAAGACAGCACUUAAUCUCCUAUAACAUUUCACAAGAUUGGAGAACACAGAGAGAGGGAUCUUUGACCAUUCUUCUUUGCACAAUCUUUCUAGAUCAUCCUGGGUCCUCUCUUAUGCACUCUCCUCUUUAGCUCGCCCCACAGGUUUUCGAUUGGGUUGAGGUCUGGGGACUGAGAUGGCCAUGGGAGGACCUUGAGUUUGUGACUGCUGAACCAUUUUUGUGUAGAUUUUGCCACAUGUUUUGGAUCAUUAUCCUGCUGAAAGACCCAAUGACGACCCAUCUUCAGCUUUCUGGCAGAGGCCAUCAGGUUUUUAUUUAAAAUGUCCUGGUAGUUCAAAGCGUUCAUAAUGCCAUGCACCCUAACAAGGUUCCCAGGGCCUUUGGAAGAGAAACAGGCCCACAGCAUCACAGAUCCUCCACCAUACUUCACGGUGGGCAUGAGGUGCUUUUCGGCAUACUCAUCUUUUGUUUUACGCCAGACCCACUUAGUGUUUGUUGCCAAAAAGCUCAAUCUUAGUCUCAUCUGACCAAAGCACACAAUCCCAGUUGAAGUCCCAGUGCCGCUUAGCAAACUCCAGACGUUUACGUUUGUGAGUGUUAGUGAGAAAAGGCUUUUUCCUUGCAUGCCUCCCAAACAGCUUGUUGGCAUGUAGAGAGCGUCUGAUGGUUGUUUUGGAGACUUUGUGACCCCAAGAUGCCACUCUUUGAUGCAAUUCUGUGACAGUGAGCUUAGGACUUUUUUUUACUUCUCUUACCAUCCUCCUCACUGUGCGUUGUGGCAAGAUAAACUUGGGACCUCUUCCAGCCUUGUUUGUCACUGUUCCAGUUGUUUUAAACUUCUUGAUGAUUCCUCUGACUGUAGAUACGGGCAAGUUAAGGCGAGUGGCUAUUUUCUUGUAGCCAUUGCCUGACUUAUGAAGGUCGACACAAAUCUGCCUUACUUGAAUGGUGUGUUCUCUUGUCUUUGCCAUGUUGACAAAUGGGUAAGAGAAUUAGGCCUCUGUGUCACGUCAUAUUUAUACCCCAGGGAAACAGGAAGUCAUGAAUUACUAAUUAAAAGUUCCUAGAUACCCUGAGCAACUUUAGCAACUACAGAAAAAUAUAUUUUUAAAAAAAUCAAUUGAAAUUUUCAGCGGAAUUGUUAGGGGUGCCAAUAAUUGUGGGACACAUGAUUUCAAGUUUUUUUUUUUACCACCAAAGUAAUGUACUUAAAUAAGGUUGGAUUUUUCUCUUUUUUUGCAUUUGGGUUCUAUGUUUAAAAAAAAAAGGAGAAUUUUUGGAAGUCCUCGACCACAUCUUAAACAGGGGUGCCAAUAAUAGUGGAGGGCACUGUAUAUGGAAAAAUACACUUUAAAAUGUCGAACAAUCGAUUGGUUGAAAGAACAGAUGACUCGGUCAACCAAGAUUUUUUUAUGUCGGGAACAGCCCUAGCACACACAGCCAGGUCACCCGUGAUGCAGGUCAGUAUUCGACAUCCAUCCAUGUCUGAGGACGUCGGGAGAUGACAUGGAAACUGGCCACUAGGGGGCAACAGUGAGCGCUGUUACCUUCAAGUAGGUUUGGGUUUUGCUAGGGCAUUGUGGAAGGGGAUGGCAGAUGGGUGUAGGCAUCUGUAUUUGAUUCAAAAUCAAAUUUCGAAGUGUUUAAGGUUAAGUUUAGGCAUUAACAGCUAAUUUAAGGUUAGGGUUAACUUGCAACCUUUGGAAUCAAAGACUCUUAACCCCGGAGUCAGAUGCAUCUGCAUCUGAUUCCAAAGGUUGCAAGUUCGAAUCCAGCGAUAGAAUCUUGUUAAAACCUACCCCAAACCUUAACCCUUAAGAAUUUGGAGUUAAUGCCUAAACUUAACCCUAACCUUAAAUUAGCUGUUAAUGCCUACACUUAACCUUUAAACACUUCGAAAUGUGACAUUUGGAACAACUUCGAAAUUUGACUUUUGAGAAACAUGGAUGAACGUCUAAUUCCGAAGUGAGACUGUGAGAGCUAGUUGGAAAAACAAGUAGGCUUAUUUUGGUCCUCUCUGUAUUUGUUUACUCAGUUCUCUGUCUCUGUGUGUGUCAGGUAUGGCAUCAGCCCAGAGAACAUCAUCCUGUAUGGGCAGAGUAUUGGCACGGUACCCACAGUGGACCUGGCGUCCAGGUUUGAGUGUGCUGCUGUGGUGCUCCACUCCCCUCUCACCUCUGGCAUGAGGGUGGCCUUCCCCGACACCAAGAAGACCUACUGCUUUGAUGCCUUCCCCAAGUGAGACACGCAUGCACAAAAAAAAACAUUAGAAUGCUUAAUUUAGAUCCAGAACAAAAGUAAUCGUCGUAAAGGCCCACAUCUUUUGGAAUAAAUAGAUAUUUGGACUCCUCAGCCAAAAAGCACAUUAAAAAACAAUCAUACACAUAUGCAAUCGCAGAAACAAUGACAAGGUCUUGAAGACUGCUUACUAACUGAUUAUAACCUAUAUAUUGCAGCAUAGAGAAGGUGUCUAAGAUCCCAUCCCCGGUGCUGAUCAUCCACGGGACGGAGGACGAGGUGAUAGACUUCUCCCACGGCCUGGCUCUGUUUGAGCGCUGUCCCAAGGCCGUGGAGCCGCUUUGGGUGGAGGGGGCGGGACACAACGACAUAGAGCUCUACAGCCAAUACCUGGAGAGACUACGACGUUUCAUCAACCAAGACCUGGCUGCAGCACACGCCUGAGAGAGGAGGAGAGGGUGUGUGUUUGGCUCUGUGUGU